This is a messenger RNA of Vitis riparia (riverbank grape), 1641 nucleotides long. Its product is annotated as leucine-rich repeat extensin-like protein 3. The coding region runs from base 638 to 1510 and encodes 290 amino acids. Lineage: Eukaryota; Viridiplantae; Streptophyta; Magnoliopsida; Vitales; Vitaceae. The record is from RefSeq and is a predicted model, not a curated record. The transcript is spliced from 2 exons.
UUUAAAUCUUGGGAACUUCCUUCACUGUCUAGGUACUCAACACACAGCCUCCAAACCCGUGAAUCUGCAACAGGGUUACAACUUACAACCACACAAGAGGCCAAAAGGGCCUCUUCACAUGCCUUUGUUUGUUUGUGAAAUAGUUAAAGCUUCUCAGCUCUUUGAUUACAGUUGGUCCUAAUACCAACUCCUCACGGGCUCAUUAUCUUCUGAGAAUGCUUUCUGUAUACUAGUAUAAUAAUACAAUUCUUUGGAUGCUCUUCUUCUUCACUGAUUACCAACCAUUCCCAUAGAUGCAUCUGUAGAAGCUUGUCUUGGCCUAUGUUUUUGCCAUGGAUUUGAUGAUUGUUCUUGCUGUUUUGUAUCUUUGCUUGCUCACCCACUUCCCCUUGGGGCUCAUCCAACAAAACCCAUCUCUCGGAUCGCGAUAGUUGGUGCUGUUUUUUGUGAUAUCUGCUCCAACAACACCCUCUCAAGGCACAGCUACUUCUUGCCAGGUGUGGAGGUUCAAAUUCAAUGCAAAUUAAGGGUAAAUUCAGCUAGAACCAAUGAAGAGAUCAACUUCUCGGUCAAUAGAACUACUGGUAAACAUGGGGUUUACAAGCUUGAAAUACCAUCUGUUGAUGGAAUUGACUGCAUGGGAGGUCACACAAUGCAGACUCUUUGCCAGGCAAGGUUGAUUGGGAGCUCAUCAUCAGCCUGCAAUGUUCCUGGCUUGAAGACGACGACUAAUGCCAUCUCGGUGAAAUCAAAACAGGACAACCUCUGCAUCUUCAACUUGAAUGCUUUGAGCUACAGACCAUCCAAGAGGAACACCACAAUUUGUGGAGAUCAAACACAGGAAUUGCCAAAUGACUUAAAUGCUGCAAAAUUCUUUCUGCCUUGCUUUCCACCAUUUGGCUUCCCUUGGCCUUCUUUACCUCCCCUACCUCCUCUGCCUCAGCUACCGCCUCUGCCUCAGCUACCUCCUCUGCCUCAGCUACCUCCUCUGCCUCGGCUACCUCCUCUGCCAACAUUGCCUUUUCCCUUUUCCCCAUUGCCCCCAUUUCCAUCACUUCCAUUUCCUCCAUUACCAUUCAAAACACCACCAUCUCUACCCUUCCCUUUCCCUCCAACCCCACCUCUCUCCCUUCCUCCCCCUCCUCCGCCUGCGUUCAACUGGGGAGACCCCAGAACGUGGAUACCACACACACCUUCCCUGUCUCCCCCUCCCCCACCAGCAUUCAACUUGGGAGACCCCAAAACUUGGGCACCCUACAUCCCUUCACUAAACCCUCCUCCUCCACCAGCAUUCAACUUGGGAGACCCCAAAACUUGGGCACCCUACAUCCCUUCACUAAACCCUCCUCCUCCACCAGCAUUCAACUUGGGAGACCCCAAAACUUGGGCACCCUACAUCCCUUCACUAAACCCUCCUCCUCCAGCAUUCAACUGGGAAGACCCCAGAACUUGGAUUCCCUACUACUACCCUCCAUCCCCUCCUACCAGCCCUCAGAACCAGCACCCCUGAUCUCAUAAUUUCUUGUGUUAAAGCAUGUAAUUAAUAUGGUAUUCAUCGUUAAUACUAGAGAAUUAUGUACUUUAUUCAAUUUGUUUUCUCAUUUUAUAACAAUAAGAAAAAUAAAUAAAUUUCCCAAGACA